AUUAAGGUCAAAUAUUAUUAAAAUGGUUGGUUAAUUUAUAACGUGCAAUUGUCGCAUGUGUUUAUAAAUUUUUUCUACUGAUUAAUUAAAUAAAUAAUUAAAAUAAUUUGAGAAAUUCUACUCAAAUAAGCUCUCAAAAAAGUGUAAAUGUUGAGGUUCUAAAAUAAAAACCGUUGUGUGAAGUUAAAGAAGUAUAAAAACAAUGACAUUUUUUCUUUGUUCCAUUAAAAUGGCGCUGAAAAAUUAGUACUUUUUUUUUCAAGUUGGUAGUAUGACUGAAAAAUUGUUUUGUUGGAAGAUAAAUAUUUCGCAUGAACACUUUUUGAAAAAUAUGUUUGUUCGCAAAAAAAAUACGUUUUUCUUAUCGUUUGAAAUGUUAGUGUGGUAAAAAAAUUUUCACCAAAUUUUGAGGUUAAAAAAAUUGUUGAAGUCACUCGAGAAUUUUCCCUGCUUAAAAAAUCCGAUAGAUUCUUAUAGCUGUAUGUAUAUGGCCCUAUAUUUAACUAUAGCACUUUCCAUAGAACUCAUUCAUUCUUAUAAAAUCUCUAUGGAAAUUUAUGAGAAUCUAAUAGAUUCUAUGAGAUUUUCUAAACAGGGUUGAUAAUUUUAGGAACUCCUGGUGGAAAUUUUUCGAAAUUUUCUCUGAAAAACUCAGUUCUCAAGUUCUAAAGACUUUUUCAAAGUUCUAAAGACUUUUUCAGAGUUUUUCAGAGAAGAGUCAGAAAAAUUAUCACCAGAAACGAAAUGAAUCGGCUGUUUGUAUAUAAAAACUUUUUUUCUUGCUACGGCAAAUUUUAUUGUUUAGAAAAUAGAAGAUAUCCUAGAAAUUUUAAGAGUACGGGCAAAAAUUUUGUAAUUUUUUCGGAUUUUUGAUUUUUUUUACGGACUUAAUAAUUUGUGCAUUGAGCCCUGAUUAAAAAAGAGAAUCAAAAAGCAUUAAAAAGGAUUAAUUUUUCAAUAUUUUUAAUCCUUUUUAAUUCUCUUUUUUUACCAGGGAGAUGAAGUCUUCAGACAUUCGCCGUAGCAAGAAAAAAAUAAAAAAAUAAAAAAUAUUUUUUUCUAUUCUUGAGCGACCUUGAAAUGAAAACUAAAAAACGAGUCUAGAUAUCAAAUUAUUGUAUGUCACUAAAUUUUACGUAGAAAAUCAUUAAAAAUAAUUGUUAUUUUUUCAAACGUAAGUCUAUUAAAUUUUAAGUGUUGAUCACAUUUAUUUUUACUUUUAAUUAUCAGUCGUCAAUUAAAAAACUCGGUUCAAUCAUUGGGUUUUUCAAGUCAGGCUCUUUUGCUGUGAACAAAAAAGCUGAUUUGAAAAAUAUUAUUUUUCCAAACUCGAGUGCAAAAUUUUUCUGUCUAUUUAAUUGUCAUUGCUGAUAAUUAUAAAAGUUUUUGAUUGUCGCAAGAUUUAGAAAUCUCUAUUAUGAUUGAUUACUUGUUCAUUUUAAUUUUAUUUCCGCUAAAUUCAAUAAGUGCCAGUGGAAACGAAAGUAAUCACCAGUGCGCUGAUCAUGAGGCUCCAUGUAGCCCGUAUAAAAUACAAGCAUGCUGUAACGACAAUGACGUCUGCAAGUACGGGGGAGGGUAUUUUUCAUGUAUAAGUCAAGCGAUGUUGGGUGUAUCCUGUCGUUCUACUUAUGAAUGUGCGGUGCGCAAUUCUCAGUGCAUUGAUAAUUUGUGUCAAUGUACCUCACUACAUGUACCUGCCUCUAAUAAUAAAUGUAAAAGACGUUAUUUGGGUAGACUGUGUUAUGACAAUUCCAAUUGUGAGCCAUUAUUAAAUAAUACUGUAUGCUCUAAAAAUAAAAGAUGCGUGUGUGGUAAUAAUUAUUAUCCAACAAUAGAAGACAUCUGCGUUCGAGCACACAACUCAUUUUGUUUGGACAAUGAACCGUGCGCUAACGACAGUUUUUGUAUUGAUAAUAAAUGUCAAUGCAAACCUAAUCAAGUCUUUCGCGAUUUUAAAUGUGUAUCAAAAGACUUGGGUGAGUCUUGCGAAAAUCACACAGAUUGUUAUGGGGUUCGAUUUGCAAUAUGUUCAAAAGAUAAAAAAUGUAUUUGCAGUAAUAAUUAUCUUGCACUGAGUAAAACUAAAUGUCAGCCGAGUUUAGGUGGAUUUUGUCUUAAAAAUGACCAAUGUGUUAUCAAACAUUCAAUCUGUGUUGAAAACAAAUGUCAAUGUACUAUUGGUUAUAGUUCCUUACUCGAAGAACAUCGUUGUAUUCGCAGAUCAUUAGGAAAAUUUUGUGUAUCAAAUGCAGACUGUAAAGAUCUCAAGAAUUCUAAAUGCUCUGUAGGGGAUAAUGUCUGUGUUUGUAAUGACGAUAACUUCGCAUUCAACCGAUCGACAUGUACACCAGUUAUAAAUGGAUUUUGUUCGAGUGACGAAUCAUGUGAAUUUAAUGGAUUUACUUGUAUUGAAAAUAAAUGUCAAUGUAAACCAAAUUUUUUAUUACUAUCUCCUGAUACUUGUGUCAAAAAACAGUUGCUAUUCUCCUGCAAUGAUACUUCAGAAUGUAGUGAACCAUGGCAUGCACUUUGUUCAAAGGAUAAAAAAUGUGUUUGUAAAUCGAAUAAUGUUGCAUUAAGUACAUCAUCAUGUUCACCGAUUUUAGAUGGAUAUUGUUGGAAAAACGAUCAGUGUGUGGCUGAAAAUUCUAUUUGUGUUAAUUUUCGGUGUGAAUGCAAACGGGAUUUCAUUGCUGUCUCAAAAAAUCAUUGUGAAUUUGUUGAAAACAUAUAAUGGUUCUUGGGUGAAUGCUUAAAAAUUUGGCCUGUGCCAAAAGUCGACCAUUGAGUUUUUUUUUGUGUAUUUUAGGCUUUGCAAUGAUUUCUAAUAAAAAUUGUUUCCUUAUGUUAAGGUUUUUGUAAUAAAUUUCUGGUCAAAAACUAGAGCUACUGAAAGUAGAAAUUAGAGAGCUGACUUGAAGACAUUUUACAUUUUUUCUUUUCAUAUUUAUUUCUACAAAUUAUUUUUAAAUACUGAGUUUCAGUUUCUUAUCCUGUCCAAUCUCCUCCUCUCCUUAUUUUCCUUCGCCAUAAUAUGAAAAAGUGUAGAACAGACCACAUAUAUAGUCCCGUAUUUACAUACAUAUUUCUUGAGCAAAGCAUUCGAUUACUCAUAUUUUGACUUGACAAUUUUUAAAUUUAAAAAUUCCCGCGCUAAAGUUGUAUCUA
Messenger RNA from Microplitis mediator, 3171 nucleotides. RefSeq names its product protein draper-like. The record is from RefSeq and is a predicted model, not a curated record. Lineage: Eukaryota; Metazoa; Arthropoda; Insecta; Hymenoptera; Braconidae. The transcript has 7 exons. The coding region runs from base 1418 to 2737 and encodes 439 amino acids.